UUCUCGAUGAAAACCUUCAAAAUGACCACAUCUCCACAUCGUCUGAUCUUUCUCCUUAUUGUUUUAGGAGCUCAGGGGAAUGAAUGGGUUGUAAAUUACACCCAACAAAAUCUCUGUGCUUUAAACGGAUCUAAAGUUUUUAUAAAUGGCACGACCACACACUCAGUAGGCCUUAAUGUCACAAUGGCAUUUUGGUCAAUGAACCUAUUUCCUGGUAAAGAGACUGACCUGCAUAAUGUUUCAGCUUACUCUGCCAGAGUGGAGUAUUUAGGAGAUGAACAAAGGCACUUCUCUCUAAUAUUGAGUGAUGUGAAGAAAACAGAUGAACACAGAUACUACUUCAAAAUCAUUGCAAACUCAACAAAUCAAAGCUGGGUGGCUGAAACUGGAGUUAAUCUCACUGUUACAGAUCUUCAGGUGAUCGCUCCUGCAGAAGUGACAGAAGGACAAUCAGCUGUUCUGACCUGUAAAACCACCUGCAGUCUGACUGAUCCAACAUUCAUCUGGUACAAAAACAGCCGUGAUUUAACCACAAACACCAUCAAGAGGAAUAAAGUCCACCUGCAGCCGGUCAGCAGUGAGGAUGCAGGCAGUUAUAGCUGUGCUGUAAGAGGAUAUGAACAUCUCUCCUCUCCUGCUCACACACUCAGAGUCAGAUACCCUCCAAAGAACAUCUCAGUGUCCAUCAGUCCCUCUAGUGAGAUAGUGGAGGGCAGUUCAGUGACUCUGACCUGCAGCGGUGAUGCUAACCCACCUGCCACCUGCAAAUGGUAUAAAGAGACAAUAUUAGUGGAAAAAGGAAAGAUAUACAGCAUCACCAACAUAAGCAUUGAAACCAGAGGAGAGUACAAGUGCAAGUGCAGUAAUGAAAUCAGACAUAAGUACUCCACUGGUAUAAUUCUGAAUGUUUUGUAUCCUCCAAGGAAUGUGAUGUACACUGUUUCAGUGUACAUCAGCUCUGCUGGUGAUAUAGUGGAGGACAGUUCAGUGACUCUGACCUGCAGCAGUGAUGCUAACCCACCUGUGGAGAACUACACCUGGUUUAAGGUGAAUGAAUCCUCAUCUGUAGGAUCUGGACAGAGUUACAGAGCUCUACAGAGUGGACAGUACUACUGCGAGGCUCAGAAUAAACACGGCUCUGAGAGAUCAGCUGCAGUGUCUGUCACUUUACAUGUAUCAGGUACGUCUGUGAUUGUGUAUGUAAUUGUUGGAGUUGGACUUUUGGGGCUGGCAGCUCUUAACUCUGCACUCUUCUGGCUGAGAUGGCUGGACAACAUCAUCCUUAAGUGUGUGGAUGGCACUGCAGUGAUGGGAUGCACCACUGGUUUGGACAAAGCAGCAUAUAAAAUGGAGAUGGCCAGUUUGGUAACAUGGUGUGAGGAUAACAACCUCUCCCUCAACAUGAACAAGACAAUGGACAUGAGAGUGGACACGGAGAAGGAGAAAGGACCUCAUCGACCACUGUUCAUCCGGGAGCUUGAAGUAAAGAGGCGUAUCGCCAUGGACAUUGUGGGACCUCUGGAAAAGAGCAGUGCAGGGCACCAAUACAUCCUGGUCGUCAGCGAUUAUGCGACAAGGUACCCUGAGGCUUUCCCUCUUCGCUCCACGACUACGUCCAAGAUCAUCAAUGCUCUCGUCCAGCAGUUCUCCAGGGUGGGGAUUCCAGAGGAAAUCCUCACAAACCAGGGGACCAACUUCACAUCACGGCUGAUGAAGCUACUGCAUCAACAGCUUGGCAUCACCGCGAUCAAGACCAGCCCAUACCACCCUCAGACUGAUGGACUGGUGGAACAUUUUAACCAAACGCUCAAAAACAUACUCCGCAAGUUCGUCUCUGACACUGGAAGGGACUGGGACAAGUGGCUACCAUUCUUGUUGUUUGCCUACAGGGAGGUACCACAAGCAUCUACAGACUCUUCUCCAUUUCAGCUCCUGUAUGGAUGGCAGGUCCAAGGACCACUGGAUCUCCUGCAAAAGAGCUGGGAGGCCGCUUCAUCUCAGAGAAUGGACAAAGGCCUGAUACAACAUGAAAUCCACCUUCUGGAUCCAACACCUUCUCGUCAGAGGCCAUACAGAGUGCCUGAAAGGCUGGUGGCACCCCUAAAGGCAGAGAUUGAGAUGAUGCUGGAGUUGGGAGUUAUUGAACCCUCCAAGAGUGAAGAAAUGCCCAUUGCUUUCCUGAGCAGGAAGUUGUUACCAAGAGAGACGCGAUACUCCACAGUGGAGAAGGAAGGCCUGGCGAUCAAGUGGGCAUUGGAGAGCCUCAGAUACUACCUGCUGGGAAGGAAGUUCCUACUGGAGACAGAUCACAGAGCCCUGACAUGGAUCCAUACAAUAAAGGAUCACAACUCCCGUGUCACCAAAUGGUAUCUUUCCCUGCAGCCAUACCAAUUUAAAAUUCAACAUCAACCUGGACCCCAGAACAAGAUAGCCGACUACCUGUCUCGAUACCCGGUGAUCGCUCCUGCAGAAGUGACAGAGGGACAAUCAGCUGUUCUGACCUGUAAAACCACCUGCAGUCUGACUGAUCCAACAUUCAUCUGGUACAAAAACAGCCGUGGUUUAACCACAAACACCAUCAAGAGCAAUAAAGUCCACCUGCAGUCGGUCAGCAGUGAGGAUGCAGGCAGUUAUAGCUGUGCUGUAAGAGGAUAUGAACAUCUCCCCUCUCCUGCUCACACACUCAGAGUCAGAUAUUCUCCAAAAAAUGUCUCAGUGUCCAUCAGUCCCUCUGGUGAGAUAGUGGAGGGCAGUUCAGUGACUCUGACCUGCAGCAGUGAUGCUAAACCACCUGUGGAGAACUAUGAAUGGUUUAAGGAAAUUACAUUAGUGGGAAAAGGAAAGACCUUCACCAUCUCCAAGAUCAGCUCUGAGGACAGUGGAGAGUACAAGUGCAAGUGCAGUAAUAAAGUCGGACAUCAGGACUCCAGCAGUGUGACUCUGAAUGUUCUGUAUAUUCCAAAGAAGGUCUCAGUGUCCAUCAGCAUUUCUUUUAACAUACUGGUGGGCAGUUCAGUGACUCUGACCUGCAGCAGUGAUGCUAACCCACCUGUGGAGAACUACACCUGGUUUAAGGUGAAUGAAUCCUCAGCUGUAGGAUCUGGACAGAGUUACAGAGCUCUACAGAGUGGACAGUACUACUGCGAGGCUCAAAAUAAAAACGGCUCUGAGAGAUCAGCUGCAGUGUCUGUCAGAAAUGGUGUAAGUGGUUCUGUGAUAUUGUAUGUAGCUGUUGGAUUUGGAUGUUUGGGUCUUGGAGCUUUUCUCUUUGCACUAUUCUCUAUGAGAUGCAGGAGACAGAAGAAAAAGGCGGACAGUGGAGACUUCCAGAACGCUGGGCCGAGUGCUAAAGACGACACGUACGCAGCUCUCGACCUCACAGCCCAGUCAUCUAAUGAUGUGUAUCACACACUUCAAAUUUCUCAUCCCAGUCCUCCUGCUGAUACACCCACAUCCUCUGACUGCUAGAAUAUGGCAGUAGGUUUUAGCUCUUAAAACCAAAUUCACCAUUAAUUAUGAUUUGUAACUCUACCGCACACAGCUGUAACUUUAACAGUAAUUUUAUA
Molecule: messenger RNA, 3566 nt
Organism: Clarias gariepinus (North African catfish)
Lineage: Eukaryota; Metazoa; Chordata; Actinopteri; Siluriformes; Clariidae
Exons: 18
Coding region: 7-3468 (1153 amino acids)
Biological process (GO): DNA integration
Molecular function (GO): nucleic acid binding
Source: RefSeq, a predicted model, not a curated record